Messenger RNA from Amblyraja radiata (thorny skate), 708 nucleotides. It is a transcript of the gene saysd1, whose product is annotated as SAYSVFN motif domain containing 1. The record is from RefSeq and is a predicted model, not a curated record. The transcript is spliced from 2 exons. The coding region runs from base 38 to 553 and encodes 171 amino acids. NCBI's taxonomy places the organism in Eukaryota, Metazoa, Chordata, Chondrichthyes, Rajiformes, Rajidae.
GGGCUCUGUGACGGAGUGGGCACUUCCGCCCCGCAGGAUGGAGGAGAAGUUGGCGGAGUGGCGGGCCCGGCAGCAGCCGGCGGAGAAGGGGGAAGAGGAGGAGGAGGAGGCGGCGCCGCCGGGCGAGUUCGAGCACCGGGGAGGCAUCGGCGGCCUCUGGCACCGACUGCGGCCCCUAAGGGCUGAGGCGGAGUGGCGCCCAGAGCCGCCGCGGAGCAGCGAAAAGGAAGAAGAUGAUCAGAAUUCAUUGACAGAGAGCUCCGAGGAGCAGCCAAUUAAAACUGAUCACUUUGGCGCAACUGCGACUGUUCUGAAGGUCCUGCUUUGGCUGGUAUUACUUGGCCUCUUCAUUGAGCUGGAGUUUGGCCUGGUAUAUUUUGUCGUCUCAAUGUUUUAUUGGAUUUACAUUGGAACACGAGCCCCAUCCGAAAAGAAACAAGGAGAAAUGAGCGCAUACUCUGUGUUCAACCCUGGUUGCAAGGCUAUUCGGGGAAGUCUGACAGCAGAACAGUUUGAACGAGAACUUCAGUACAGACCUAUGGCCGGCAGAUGAUUGGUCCUGUGGGGAACUAUUUAUUGUAUUGUAAGCAGCUCAAUUGCCAAUGGAAUCUCAAACACAAUAAAGAUCAACAGUGAACAGAAGGAAUCACCUGAGCUGUAAUUUACCCACAUGUAACAGCUGUUUACAUACAGUGAGAGAUAAAUUAA